Messenger RNA from Ceraceosorus bombacis, 363 nucleotides. Lineage: Eukaryota; Fungi; Basidiomycota; Exobasidiomycetes; Ceraceosorales; Ceraceosoraceae. The record is from the annotation of a GenBank genome assembly.
AUGAGUGCACCCCUUCAAGAUCUAGCAUCGCAGCUGAACGUUGCGCAGAGCGAUAAUGUCCUUCUGCAACAAGAGAACGAGCAAUUGAGAGAAGCAGCGGCAGAGAGAGCAAGCCGCAGCACGAGAGGCUCUCGUCUUGCGAUGCGCGUCUUGCGCAACAAUGUCUUCACUCUCUCUCAGCUGCUUGCCGACCGCGAGAACCGAGAUCGUGCUGUGGCAGAGCGUCAAGGACGCACCAGACAUCGCAGAAUUGCUGAUCUUGAGUUUGUCGACGCAGAAGAAUGGGUGGACAACGACGACUACGAAGAUGCGAUGGACAUUGGCCUAUGGUUGCCAGAACCAAUGCCAAUCUUUGACGAUUGA